Molecule: messenger RNA, 3109 nt
Organism: Aethina tumida (small hive beetle)
Lineage: Eukaryota; Metazoa; Arthropoda; Insecta; Coleoptera; Nitidulidae
Gene: Sap130
Product: histone deacetylase complex subunit SAP130-A
Exons: 12
Coding region: 195-2894 (899 amino acids)
Biological process (GO): negative regulation of transcription by RNA polymerase II
Cellular component (GO): Sin3-type complex
Source: RefSeq, a predicted model, not a curated record
GCUUUUAAAUUAUGCCAUAUCCCAGUGAAUGGUUUCACACAACCAAUAAUCGCAUUUUGGACUAAUUAUUCAGUGGGAGAGGGCCAAAAUCCGAUACGUUUUAAUUAAAUUUCCAUCAGCAGAUGCUUUUGGUGGGUUUGUUUAUAAAACUAAACGUAAUUUCUCAUGUGGUUGUAAAGUAAAACGUGUGAACAAUGAGUGCCACCGGUGACGAUGACAAAGACAUGCAGAAGGGCUUGCCCCUUGACUUGGCCAGGAAUCAAAUAACCACUGUCCGAACAGUUGAGGGCAAGGGACCCCUGGUGAUGACCAGUCAGACUCUUAGGGGCAUGAGGGUGGUGCAACAGCCACUUCCAACAAGCUCUGGGAGCAGUUCUGUUGGCGGCCAAACGAUUAUCACCACUAACAUUGUGCCACAGGCUGUUCUCAAACCAGAGGCAGGAAGAACUCAACUUGGAAUCAUUACAAGUUCUCAAGCCCCAUCAGUGUCAGGAAACCUGACAAUCCAAAGACCCGCGCAAAUAACACUUUCGACACCUCUGGUACCGACCGGCACCUAUCAUGUGCCGAGGGGACCCGCCGUGGUCGCGAAUCUCGCAGCACCUCGAAGUAACGUAGCCACUGCUCACGGUUUUGUAAGGCCACCUCGAACACCCAGUCCCGCUCAAGGAACGGCCUGGUUGACCACCAACUCGUCUAAUGGGGGUCAGAUAAAAGGCGCACCAACCGUAUUGAGCUCCCCGGUAAGGGGUGCAACCGUAACCGGAAAACAACAAAUAGUGGGACGUACACAGAGCGGCCCCGUAUCGACCAUAAGGCCGGGGACUAUUCUGCAAAACGCCAUUAUAGCACAACCGGUUCGAACGCAGGCCGUCGUGUAUAGUGCAAACACUAGCAGUCAGUUCACGCCCAGUAGAAUUACUGUUGCUAGUACGGUACCCAGUCAAAGGCAGCCACAAGGCGCCCGCCCUAUUACCCAAGUUGCUACGGCUAGGUUAACAGUGCCGGCCAAUGUUUCGACAGCCGGAGCACGCUUGGUUACUCCUCAGACUGUUCUAACGUCAGGAUCGAGAAUUUCAACAGUUCAGACACCAGUUUUAGGUACGACUUCAGCUCGUAUUGUCACUACUCAACCCGGUGCUCCUAUAGGGAGAUUAACAGUCACUACGCCAACAGUAGUGUCAACUAACAACAUGAUUGGAACCAGAAUAUCAGCCCUUAAUCUCACAUCUCUGGUUGCCGUAACGAACCCGGCGCAACAAAGAAGUCUUCAAACACAGGGUGCUAAAGUUAUUACUCAGCCCACUCAAGGUACAAUCCACCUAACGUCACUACAAGCACCGAUAAAAACAACCACUCAAAGUGUGGCGUCAACAACUGCAAGGACAAUAAAUGUACCUGCAACUCUAGUAGCCCAAAGACAAACAGCAGUGGUACCUCCACAAACAAUUUCCAUAGCCAAAGUGUUUCCACAAAGUGAAACGCAAGGUGCAGGUGCCUCUGCCAAUGUGUUCAUUCACACUCCUCUACAGACGCCCUCAAAAAGACUGUCUCCCAGUCCGACACCAUCGACACCGACGAGCAGUGUCGCGGUGGCGACAACAACGGUCGCCGCAUAUUCCAUAUCGACCGGCACCUACUUCUAUGAGGCGGGCGGAGCCGUAACGCGUCCUUUCACCGCCCAGUCGCAGCAGCAACAGAGCGGCACUCAAGGAACAGCUUUUGCGACUGUCGCGUCCGCCCAGCAGCAGAUACGACCCGCUUCUGUGGGACCAGCGACCGUCACCCCUGUGCACGGGAUUGUGGCUUCGUCAAAUUCGACGUUGCGCUACAAUCAGGUCAUGUUGGUGGAACCAAGCAGGGGUCAACAGCAGCCCUUCGGUCAGGCCCAGACUUUGGAGCUGCAAGAGGUGCAACAGCAGCAGCCCAUGCCGUCUAAAACCACGUCUUCCCCGAGACCCACCAUCUUGAGAAAGCGUGAUCACGAGGGAUCGCCCCUUAAAGCUUCAAAGAAUUUAACACCGCUACUGACAAACCUCCCACAACAAAGCCCCACGCCAAUAUCGCCGCCUUCGAGGCCCGAUUCUAGGGGGAACGGCCACAGUUCCGCAGGCAGCACCACAAUAUCAGCCACUUCCAGUCCCGGAUUGGCGGAAGUCAACGAGGACAGCAACCCACAUGUGCCGAUGAACAACAAGGAGGAGGAGGACGUCAAACCACCAAUGGAGAUGAGUCCAAGAAAAAAGCCUAGAAAGCAACAGCUAACGGGAAGUAACGAUCUGGGUGAGCACAAUGAUGAUAUGCAAUUCAUUUCCGAGAACAGUGGCAUAAAGAAAGAAGGAGAGGAGCCCGAAGAAUCAGACGGUGAAGGUGGUGUUGACGACGAGCCGCGUGACGGUGCUCCUGAGGCUGUUCGUGUGACGACGGUACGUAAACCUGCCACCGCCAGUCUUCUGAACGGCUAUCGCCACACGUGGAAAUCGACGCACAACCACUACUUGCGCUACUCGGACGUUCGCCCCAAAGACGAACGACGACCUUCUAUCAUGGAUCUGGCCAAUCAGUGUCGCGUGCAGGAGAAGGUCAAUGGUUGGAAGAUUCAUCAUUUGACCACUCAGAUGGAAGAUUUAGCUGAUCAAGAACAACAAGUGUACAAUCAACUGACUGAACUAUUAAAAAGCACUGAACCUGAAGAAAUUGACAAAAAUAAUAAAGAUGCAAAUAGGAUUAAUGAACUCAUUAAGGGCAACAUGCAAAGAAUCAAAAUAAUAAACGAUGGUAUGAUAGAAGCGAAGACACAAAUAAUGAAAAUCUUCGAUCACAAAGCUCAUGUGACGGACAUUAUAAACCGAUGUGCCAGUAAACGGAAUUUUAAGAAACGCGACAAACCAUAAACCUCUAGUGGAGUUUCACUUGAUCUGGAUUAUUUUUAUGUUUGUGUUAUUUUACAAGGGACGUGAAAUGUGUUGUUUUUGAGAAGUUUCUAUUUAUAAUUUUUAUAUGAAGAAUCCAAGAUUAUUUAUAUUAUUGGUUUGUAAAUAUACAACUGACAUUUACAAUGUUAUCCAUAAGAUUCAUAGUUUAAUAAAAACUUAUUUUAUAAUUUUAA